This is a messenger RNA of Aspergillus puulaauensis, 2133 nucleotides long. Its product is annotated as phosphate-sensing transcription factor PHO4. Gene Ontology annotation, molecular function: protein dimerization activity. The coding region runs from base 1 to 2133 and encodes 710 amino acids. The record is from RefSeq and is a predicted model, not a curated record. Lineage: Eukaryota; Fungi; Ascomycota; Eurotiomycetes; Eurotiales; Aspergillaceae. The transcript is spliced from 2 exons.
AUGGAGCAAGAAGAUCCCUCAAUGUCCUGGUCGGACAUGCCUGCACCCGCCGAAGAUGAGUUCAGUAAUUUCCUUGAGUUUGGAAUGCAGUUCCCGGAUCUGGAGGGGCAGCACGGACCGACUGAUCACCUCCCUUCUCGCUCCGUCGCUCACCAAGUUGCGAUGGCCACCUCAACCGCACCACCCCAGCAACAGCAGAUGAUGUGCAUGGAUCCAAAUGGUGUUGCCGAUCAAUCGCAAUCUUACCCCCGCAUGAUGGGCGAUUUCCCUGUCGAACUGCCUGGCCAUGGGCAACAAGGAGUACCGCAUAGCUCGUCCUACUCGAAUGGCCCAAUGACACCGGCGUAUUAUGCCCAAAAACCCCAAAUGUUCCACGCCUCUCAACAACAACAGCAACAGCAACAGUCGCAGUCAACCUCUCAGACUUAUGUUCCGCAGGGCCAGAUGAUGAUUCCGCCGACUCCCAACAGUAUUGAGCUUCAGGGCAAUGCAGCACCCUACUCCCAGCGCGUGGGUGAUAACUCGGAGAUGUACGAUCGAUAUUCUCGCAUGAUGGAGGAACAGGCCCUCUACACCCCUCUUGUUUCUCCCGCUAUGACGCCUCUAGAAUCUCAAUUCAGACAGCCCGAGUAUACCAUCCCUGGAGAAUACUUCAGUCCUCUUAGUUCACCUGCGAUCGAGGCCCAAAAUACCAAUUCGAACGGUUUCCCCAUUCAUUCUGGUCCGCUCACUGAAGUGAACUUUGUCCAUUCGCCCGUCGAUAAUGGCUUUCAUUUAUCAUCUGCUCCAUCUUCGCCUGGUGUGGCGCGCAAGCAAAGGCGGCGGCCGUCGGCCGCCAGUAAAACUUUCAUCUCUCGGGCUAAGAAACAGCAAUCUCCUUCGGUGCGACCCAUGCGGACGAAAUCUCGCUUGACGGAUGAGGUCAUGAAUUCCCUUACAGAAGGCCAAGUGAACCCUACAUCGCAAACCCAAAACGGCAAUGGACCCCCCUAUGGCAGCGCUGAGAGCUCUGGCCAGGAUUCAGUGUCUCCUGAGCCACUCUCUGAGCCAUUAAUGCCACCACCGGCGCUACCACCGGCCCGGAAGUCACCCGCAAUUACUCCGCAUACCCGUCAACAGCAGAACAGCAGCGAGCCAGCGACGCCGGCGAUGCUGAUGCGCAUUCAACGGUCGCCACAUGUUCGCACCGUGUCGGACCAUAACCUAACUCCCACCCAACCACCCGUGACUGAACACCAUGACGAUGUCAUGGAGGAUGUUGUUCUCCCUGAGGCAGCAACUCCGUCUGCGCAGCUCUUCCGGCCCCAAAUGUCUCGCAUAGACACGACCAGUACAACGUCUCCAAGCAUAUCAGCUAAUGGUACGACGCAAUCGGAGUCUCAUCAAGCCGGGGUUUCAGAAAAAAAUCCAGCCUCUGUCGCGCCUAGCCCCCGUUCGAUUGCCAUGCCCUCUCCUAGUGGCCCAGUUGCGAGGAAAUCAGAAACCCCGAAGCUCGGGCCCGUGAACAGAAAGCGGCAAAGUCUUAGUUCAGCGCACCCCAGUCCUAGCCUGCGGCCUAAAAUUAGCCCCAACAUACAGCCAUUGGUGUCCGGUGAUACACCAUCGACGCUUCUUGCCGGUUUGAAGUCGAACUAUCAGCAAAUAAUAGACGGCACCCUUCUUCCUGGUGUCUCUUACCCCGAAACUUUGGCUGAGAACCUAAGCUCAAAGCGAACGAAUCACAAGCUUGCAGAGCAGGGACGACGGAAUCGCAUAAACAACGCUCUCAAAGAGAUUGAAACUCUCAUUCCGGCUGCUUAUGUGCAAAUAAAACAAAGUAAGGAAGCAGCAGCUCUCAACGGGAAGCCUGACAAGGAGAAAGAAAAGGCCGGAAACCAAUCGAUCAGCAAAGCUAGCACAGUGGAGAUGGCCAUUGACUAUAUAAAAUCACUCAAAGCGGAACUCGACGCAACGAAGACGAAACUCGCAGCUGCUGAGGCCAAAUUGGGAACGGGUCAAAGCACCGAGGAUGCCAAGGACAGGACAAACGGUGUACCAAAUGGGUCAACAACGUCCCCCAACGAUCCCAAGACGGCCAAACACAACUUCGAGCAGGACAACGCUCAGGCUUCAGCUAUAGAGCCGUCAUCAUAA